Molecule: messenger RNA, 585 nt
Organism: Raphanus sativus (radish)
Lineage: Eukaryota; Viridiplantae; Streptophyta; Magnoliopsida; Brassicales; Brassicaceae
Product: protein CHAPERONE-LIKE PROTEIN OF POR1, chloroplastic-like
Exons: 3
Coding region: 1-585 (194 amino acids)
Cellular component (GO): chloroplast membrane
Source: RefSeq, a predicted model, not a curated record
AUGGUUGCCCCCCGUGCCAUGAGUUCUUCCUCCUUUGGUGAUAUAGCUGACGAUUCAACUGGUUCAGUUGUGUUUCCUCGGAUCAAUCUCAAAGAUCCAUACAAGCGGCUUGGGAUAAGCCGGAUGGCCUCAGUCCUCAGAGGACGAGAUUCAAGGAGCGAGGAACUUUCUCAUUCACAAGUACGCUGCUCACAAACCCACGCUAUCGAAUCAGCUCAUGACAAGAUUAUCAUGCACAAGUUCCAUCAGAGAAAGCACCCAAAGUUCGACUUAACCAAGAAGGUCCGGGAAUUGAGACAGUCCAAAGCUGUCAACUUUUUCUUCGACAGAUUCCAAACUCCUGCCACUGCUUUCCUCGUCAAAACGGCAGUCACCUUUGCAGUUCUCGGUGCUCUCACGGUGAUAGCUACGUUUUACUUCAUCCACCAGAGGAGUGGAUCUUUCAUCUUCUCGUGGCUGAUUGGGACCUUCUUGAUGGUAUCUGUGAUCCCGCCCUUCAUCAAAGGACCAAGAGGUUUUGAAGUCAUGUCUUCGCUCUUAAGCUAUGUUUUGCUCUGGGUGUCUUCCAGCUACCUUAGGUACUAG